UCGAAGGUGCAUAAUUUACUUUAAAACUUUACGAAACUUCAACACUUUGAAAAUGAUAAAAUUCAUAUUUAUGUUACUUGCCUUCGCUGCUGUUGUCAAUGCAUAUGAACGUCAUGUCAACCUACCUGAAGGUGAUAUAAUUCAAGGGAAAAAUUCGUCGGGAGUAAUUAUAAGAAAGAAAAAAACUCAUGUAGAAGUUGAAUGGUUAGAAGACUUUAAUUAUGAAAAUUCAUUAAAAAUUUAUUUCAAUUAUGUUAUGGAAAACACUGGUUUACGUGAAAUUGUCGAACUUGAUAAUUUAUGCGGUAAAUAUAAACGUGGCACAUUAGACAAUUCUGUUAAGAAAUUUAUAUUAUCAAAACUCGGAAUCACCAGCAAAUGUCCAAUAAAAAAGGGUGUGAAAAAAAUCACAUUUCCCAUCAAGUUUGACUAUCAGACAGAAACUAAAGAAUGUGGACCCGUUUAUGGACUUUUUAAUAUAUUAAGAAAUAAUAAAGAAGAUCCUAAUACGACACCCUUACUAAUUGUCUGAACCGCGUAAACGUCAAAUGUUUAAAAUAAUUAUUGUUAAAAUUUUCUUCUUAUUAUAAUGUCAAAUUUAAAAAAAAAAUCCACUUUUUUUUGCUAUACAAACAUUACAUUUUUUAAAUCAUGUUAUAAAAGUUUAGAAUGCAUAUGUUCCAGAUAAAAUUUAUUUUUAUAUUAUCAUUAUUAUUAACUUAAAUUCAUACUAACUAAGAAUAUCAUCACUGUCUACAACACUAAUUUUCCUUCGAAUUUUUAUAGAAUAUAUACAAAUUUAAAAGAUAUAAUUUAAUGUAUACGUCCAAUUUUAUCGAAUAUUAAAUCUAUAUGUUAACAAUAAUGCUCAUUCAAUUGCGACUUGAAACAAAUUAUUACUGGAAGAUAAAUUAUUUAUAUUUUCAAAUACCAAUCAACGAUUUAUUUAUGUUCUUUAUAUAUUUAUAUAUAUUUGUAAGGUCCAAGUUACAGUGCAGUAGUUGUAACAGAGGUGACUCAGAUAGUCAAAUGUGUAUCUGUUGAAAUAAAGGUUCAACAUGGAGGAACGUGUUACAUAGAAGUUGAAGUGAGCAGAAAUAAUGGAUCUUACUACCUGAUAUCAAGGACACUCAUCUGGAAGAUCAUGGGAAUAGAAGUUAAGUGUAACUUAUACCAUCAUACCACAAAAUCAUCGAAAAAUACUACAAAAUCCUAACUUCAUUUGUGGAAAUACAAACACCUGCUGUACUUGUACCAGCAUCAUCAAAUACUUUGGAAUAUAUUAACCGGUAAUUUAUAUUCCAAAGAGAAGUUUAAAUUUUUGCGGGAAUAAAUGAAGUUUCUCGUAAAACAACCGUCUAUACUCAACGACUCGGCCAAAUCAAUGAGAGGACAACCAGUACUAUCUUCAAGUGAAGGCGUUAUAGGACCCUUUUCAACAAAGAAGUAGUCGAGAAAUUGCAGAAAAUUCCUGGGAUGAGCUGUGGCAUGCAUUCCCUAUUUGUGAGCACAGUCAAUGCAGAAGUUGAACCAGUUUUUAUCGUCUCUUAAUAUAUUAAAAUGAUAGAAAACUCCACAAUCUAUAGAUGUCCGAUGAACAAAUUAGGAGCCAUCUGUAGUUCUACAACCCAUCAUUCAGUGCGACUGAUGUCAACCACCAAAUUUUAAUCAAGAACGUCAACAACAAUCGUAUCAACAAGAUCAAACUAAAACUACACUAUACUCUAUAUUAUCACACCUACUUCAGAGAAAACUACAUCUAUUGAAGUCAAAUAUUCCAAAGGAUUCUUCAACCUUUUUUUAUACGAUACCAUUUGUCUGCAAGUGUCAGUUCUCAAACAACGAAACCUAAACUGGGAUACCUAAUAAUCAAAAUAUUAAAACAUAUGUACAUUCUGUGGUCGCUUCUCCGAUAUCACUUUGUUACUAUCUAUAAGCAACCAUUUAACUAUGGGGGUGUGACGUCAGAAUUAAUUUUCUUCCUCCUAAAUUUUUUUUUUCUUAUUAUUUUAAUUUCUCUUUCUCGUUUGAUAAACUUGAAAAAAAGUUUAGAGAGUUUAAAAUUUGUUUCUGAAAAUAACAAAUAUUGAUUUCUCUCGAAGAAAGAAUUUUUGUCAAAUAUCAUAUUAAGAUUUUCAAAGAGAAAAAUCAAUAUUUGUUAGCAAAUAGAUUUAAAAAUGCGUUACUUAUUUGGAAACCAUAGAGCGAUCUCAUAGUAGAAAAAUCUGGACCCUUCAGUCUAAAUUUGCGUGGACAGAUCCCGGCGCAAGAUAAUGAUCGGUUGACGGCAAAGCGGGAAAAACCCAAAAUUCGCCUGUUUAAUGACUUUCUCUUAUUUUUGUAAAAAUUAUGUUAAAAUUGAAUUUUGUCUUUUUCUUGUUUUUGCAACAAUUAUUAAUUUAUUGCAUGAGGAAAAUAUU
Messenger RNA from Leptopilina heterotoma, 2420 nucleotides. RefSeq lists its product as uncharacterized. Lineage: Eukaryota; Metazoa; Arthropoda; Insecta; Hymenoptera; Figitidae. The transcript is spliced from 4 exons. Bases 53 to 532 code for a protein of 159 amino acids. The record is from RefSeq and is a predicted model, not a curated record.